Molecule: messenger RNA, 5716 nt
Organism: Callorhinchus milii (elephant shark)
Lineage: Eukaryota; Metazoa; Chordata; Chondrichthyes; Chimaeriformes; Callorhinchidae
Gene: ptprk
Product: protein tyrosine phosphatase receptor type K
Exons: 34
Coding region: 102-4490 (1462 amino acids)
Biological process (GO): protein dephosphorylation
Cellular component (GO): membrane
Molecular function (GO): protein tyrosine phosphatase activity; protein binding
Source: RefSeq, a predicted model, not a curated record
AGCCCCGCGCACGGCAGCCAGGCAGGGAGGGCAAGAGCCGGGCAGGGAGCAGGGAGCAGACACACGGCACAGCCGAGCAGCCGCCGCGGCGCCACAGCACUAUGAAUGUGGGCUUCUGGGCGUCUCUGCUGCUCUUUUCCCAAACUUGUGGCGGGGCGGAGGCGCAGUUCUCCACCGGAGGCUGUACGUUUGAUGAUGGCCUGGAGGCAUGUGAAUAUCGACAGGAUUGGGAGGAUGACUUUGACUGGAAACAUGUCAGUGCUGACAAAAUGCCGCAUCUGCAACACAGCCUGCCGCAAGGAUCCUACUUGAUGGUCGAUUCUUCUAAGCAGAUGCCAGGAGAAAGAGCUCGACUCCUGCUUCCAGUGAUGAAAGAAAAUGAUACUCACUGCAUAGAUUUCAACUAUUUGCUAUACAGCAGAGAUUACUUGAGCCCAGGAACGCUAAAUAUUUUUGUCCGAGUGAACAAGGGAGCCCUUGCAAAUCCUAUUUGGAAUGUGACCGGCACUCAAGGGAAUGAUUGGCUUCGGGCUGAACUGGCAGUUAGCACCUUCUGGCCGAAUGAGUAUCAGGUAAUAUUUGAAGCAGAUGUCUCCCGUGAGCAAAGUGGAUACAUUGCCAUUGAUGACAUCCAGGUGUUGAGCUACCCAUGUGACAAAUCUCCUCACUUCUUGCGACUUGGAGAUGUGGAAGUAAACGCUGGACAAAAUGCUACAUUCCAGUGUAUUGCUACAGGCAGAGAAGCAGUGAAUAACAAUCUGUGGCUGCAGAGGCGAAAUGGUGAAGACAUACCAGUUGCUCUGACAAAGAAUAUAAACCACAGGCGGUUUGCAGCGACAUUCAAACUGAAGGAAGUCGCCAAGAAUGAUCAAGACUUGUACCGCUGCGUGACCCAGUCUGAAAGAGGCUCUGGAGUAUCAAAUUUUGCAGAGCUUAUUGUUCGAGAGCCGCCCAUGCCAAUUGCACCACCCCAGCUGCUUGGUGUUGGUCCUACGUAUUUGCUCAUCCAGCUGAAUGCAAAUUCGAUCAUCGGCGAUGGUCCUAUUAUCCUGAAAGAAGUGGAAUAUCGAAUGACGAGUGGAACCUGGACAGAAAUCCAUGCUGUAAAUGCACCAACCUACAAGCUAUGGCAUUUGGACCCAGAUACGGAGUAUGAUAUCAGAGUGUUGCUGACUAGGCCUGGUGAAGGAGGGACGGGUUUAGCUGGGCCCCCGCUCAUUACGAGAACCAAAUGUGCAGAGCCAAUGAGGUCACCCAAAAGCCUAAAGAUUGCAGAGAUCUAUGCCAGGCACCUCGCAGUUGAGCUGGAGUCCUUGGGCUACAAUAUAACUCGCUGUCACACCUACAAUGUCACUGUGUGCUUCCACUACUACUUUGGUCACAACGAGAGCAAAGCUGAUUGUGUGGAAAUGGAUCAGAAAUUACCUCAGCAUAUUAUUGACCAUCUGCCCCCUUACACAAACAUCAGCAUCAAAAUGAUUCUGACUAAUCCAGAAGGAAGGAAGGAGAGUGAAGAAGUUGUCGUCCAGACAGACGAAGAUGUGCCUGGUUCAGUACCUGGAGAAUCUUUGAAGGGAACACCAUUCGAGGACAAGAUUUUCUUGCACUGGAAGGAACCUGUGGAAGCGAAUGGUAUCAUUACACAAUAUGAGGUCAGCUAUAGCAGCGUCAAAUCCUUUGAUCCCGCUGUGCAAGUGGCAGGACCUCUUCAAACUGUGUCAAAGUUGUGGAACAGCACACAUCAUGUUUUCACCCAUCUAGAUCCAGGAACCACCUACCAGUUCUUUAUUAAAGCCAGUACAGUGAAGGGAUUUGGACCAGCUGCAGUGAUUAAUGUUACAACAAACAUAUCUGCACCAACCCUGCCCGACUAUGAAGAUGCAACUCUGAAUGAAACAGCAACAACAAUCACUGUGCUGCUGAGACCAGCACAGGCUAAAGGUGCUCCAAUCAGUGUCUACCAAAUUGUGGUUGAAGAGGUGAAUUCACGCAGAUCAAGAAGGGAGGCCGGUUCAGCAGACUGUUUCCAGGUUCCAGUCACCUAUCAAGCCACUGCAGCGAGAGGGUCACCGUAUUAUUAUGCUGCAGAGCUUCCUCCCAGCGGAAUCUUUGAACCAACUCCCUUCACAGUCGGCGACAAUAAAACGUAUAAUGGGUUUUGGAAUCCUCCCCUGGCCCCCAGAAAAGGAUAUCACAUACACUUCCAGGCUGUGAGCAGCGUUGAAAAGGAGACGAAGACACAGUGUGUAAGGAUUGCAACAAAAGCAGCCACAACGGAAGAACCUGAAGUGAUUCCUGAUCCUGGGAAGCAAACUGAUCGAGUGGUGAAAAUAGCUGGAAUCAGUGCUGGAAUCCUGGUUUUUAUCCUCCUCCUCCUGGUUGUGGUAAUGAUCGUCAAGAGAAGGAGGAGCUACUAUUCUUAUUCUUAUUACCUUAAACUUGCCAAGAAACGUAAGGAUGCAGUGGGGAAUGCUCGGCAAGAGAUGACGCACAUGGUGAAUGCAAUGGACAGGAGUUAUGCUGAUCAAAGCACACUUCAUGCUGAUGAACCACUUUCCAUCACCUUUAUGGACUCUCACAACUUCAACCCCAGAUUGCCUAAUGAUCCGCUUGUUCCGACUGCUGUGUUAGUGCCUAUUGCUGAUGAAAACCAUACCGUGGUAGCAGAGUCCAGCCGACUUUUGGAUGUUCCCCGAUAUCACUGUGACCCCACAGAGUCUCCGUAUCAAACCGGUCAACUGCAUCCUGCUAUCCGUGUCGCAGACCUGCUGCAGCACAUUAACUUGAUGAAGACAUCAGAAGGUUAUGGUUUUAAAGAGGAAUAUGAGAGCUUCUUUGAAGGUCAGUCUGCAUCGUGGGACAUUGCUAAGCAAGAUCAGAACAGAACCAAAAAUCGCUAUGGAAAUAUCAUAGCUUAUGACCAUUCCAGAGUUAUUUUGCAGCCACUAGAAGAUGAUCCAACAUCUGAUUACAUAAAUGCAAAUUAUAUUGAUAUAUGGCUGUACAGGGAUGGCUAUCACAGACCAAGCCAUUACAUAGCUACACAAGGGCCCGUGCACGAAACUGUAUAUGAUUUCUGGAGAAUGGCUUGGCAGGAACAAUCUGCAUGUAUCGUCAUGGUCACAAACCUGGUGGAAGUUGGAAGAGUCAAAUGCUACAAGUACUGGCCGGAUGAUACUGAACUUUAUGGAGAUUUCAAAGUGACAUUUGUGGAAGUGGAGCCACUUGCAGAAUAUGUAGUUCGAACGUUUACAUUAGAAAGGCGAGGUUUUGAGGAAAUUCGUGAAGUUAAACAGUUUCACUUCACUGGCUGGCCUGACCAUGGUGUUCCUUACCAUGCAACUGGCCUCCUGGCAUUUAUUCGUCGUGUGAAAAUGUCAAACCCUCCUGGAGCAGGGCCAGUUGUUGUGCACUGCAGUGCCGGGGCGGGAAGAACAGGUUGCUACAUAGUUAUAGAUAUUAUGUUGGACAUGGCAGAACGGGAAGGAGUUGUUGACAUCUAUAACUGUGUGAAAGCGUUACGCUCCAGAAGGAUCAAUAUGGUUCAGACAGAGGAACAGUACAUUUUUAUUCACGACGCUAUACUAGAAGCUUGUUUGUGCGGGGAGACAUCGAUACCCAUGUGUGAGUUCAAGCCUACAUAUUAUGAAAUGCUGAGAGUGGAUUCACAGAGCAACUCUUCACAGUUCAAGGAUGAAUUUCAUACAUUAAAUUCUGUAUCUUCUCAACUACAACCUGAAGACUGCAGUAUCGCUCUCCUUCCCAGGAACCAUGAGAAGAACCGAUACAUGGAGGCACUGCCACCUGACCGAUGUCUGCCGUUCUUAAUUACCAUCGAUGGUGAAAGCAGCAAUUACAUCAACGCUGCUCUUAUGGAUAGCUACAGACAACCGGCUGCCUUCAUAGUCACUCAACAUCCUUUGCCAAAUACAGUGAAAGACUUCUGGAGGCUGGUUUAUGAUUAUGGCUGCACUUCCAUAGUAAUGCUGAAUGAGCUGGACCUUGUACAGGGAUGUCCACAGUAUUGGCCAGAAGAGGGGACACUCCGUUACGGGCCGACCCAAGUGGAAUGCAUUUCAUGUUCAAUGGAUUGUGAUGUGAUCAGUCGGAUUUUCAGGAUAUGCAACCUCACAAGGCCACAAGAAGGUUAUCUCAUGGUACAGCAGUUCCAAUAUCUAGGAUGGGCUAGUCACAGAGAAGUACCUGCCUCGAAGCGAUCAUUUCUGAAGUUAAUUCUUCAAGUUGAUAAAUGGCAAGAAGAGUGUGAUGAAGGAGAAGGGCGCACUAUAAUCCAUUGUCUAAAUGGAGGAGGUCGCAGUGGAAUGUUCUGUGCCAUUAACAUAAUCUGUGAGAUGAUCAAAAGACAAAACAUAGUUGAUGUUUUCCAUGGAGUAAAGACACUUCGGAACAACAAGCCAAACAUGGUGGAAACCCUGGAGCAGUAUCGAUUCUGUUAUGAUGUGGCCUCGGAAUAUCUUGAAUCGUCAUAGUUUGGAAGGGGUGUGCUGAUCACGUGGCAACUUUUACAUCUGUGCGAAGUUGUGCUAGUUUUCCAGAGGAAUCGUCAUCAAUGAGCCUGUGCAUGAAGACGUUCUAAUGAGGGAAUUGGUUUAACUUAUUUAAGUAUUUUUCUUUUGUUAUAAAACUAUAUUGAGUCCGAUGACGAUGUAUUUGUCUAUGUCCAAACUAUCGGGCAGUGUUCGGUGCCAUUGUUUAUGAUGCGGUCUAGCUAUGGAUCGCCUAUGCCCAGUGAUGAUUAAAAGCGUUUCAGUGUUAACAUUUUUUUAAAAAUUACAACCAAGCUGUUACAGUUUGCAUGCACAAAUUUUCUACACUGAUGCUAUAUUUUGUUGCGAACUGAUCCUAUUUGAAAGCAGAAAUGUGUGCAGGGAUGUAAAAUACCAUUUGCAUACUGCUACAGUAAGUGCUGCAAUAUUUGGACUGGCUUAUUAAAGUUUAAUGUGCAAUCACGGCUGGAUCACACCAAGUAAUUUGUAGUACAACUUUUACUAUAAGCCAAAGACGAGUGUAAAUAUGUCUAUAACGAAGAAAGCACAUUGUAUUUAUUGUUUGCUUGCAUUCCUAUUUGAAAGCUGAACAAUCAUUUUUUUCAAAGAGUAGCUAACUUUUGGCAGAAUUUCUUAUGUUCAAAUGUUUUUAUGUAGUUCACUUUUGUAUGUAGUAGCCAGGUAGAUCAGCCAUUAUUUUUAAUUAAUGCUUAGAAACGUUUACAUUGUUUUAGUGUUUCCAUAGUCAAAUUGUUAAUUGUGCUCAUUCAGAUAAUGGAAAGAUGAUAUAUUUUGGAAGCCUAUAAAUUAGGACCAAAUGCAAAAGCUUUUUUUUACCUCUUACACAGUUCAUUUGCUUUUUUCACACACAUUAGUAAACUGAUUUGAACACAGUUAAGAGUGACUGUUGUAUACUGUACCCAUUUAACAGCCAACAGUGAGGAUGAUUUAUAACUGCGAAUAGUUCAAACAGUAUUAGAGGUAGUUUCCCAAGAGAAAUGCCAUCUUCAAGGAACAAAUCUUUCCUGAGCUUGUCCAGCAGCUAUCCAGCAAGGUCAAAGCAACAAUGUUUCAGUUUAGGAUGACAUGACAACUGUAAUGAUUAGUAAUGUGUGAUGUAAUUUUUGAGUCAUUUAAAUGUUGUAAAAGAUCAAGAUGGCUUUGGAAUGCGGCAAAGCAAGCAAUUAAAUAAAGGUGUUAUGUGAUUA